This is a messenger RNA of Wickerhamiella sorbophila, 624 nucleotides long. RefSeq names its product Putative uridine kinase DAS2. The coding region runs from base 1 to 624 and encodes 207 amino acids. Lineage: Eukaryota; Fungi; Ascomycota; Dipodascomycetes; Dipodascales; Trichomonascaceae. The record is from RefSeq and is a predicted model, not a curated record. Gene Ontology annotation, cellular component: cytoplasm. Gene Ontology annotation, molecular function: ATP binding; kinase activity. The transcript has a single exon.
AUGGUUUGGUUGGUUUUGGUGGCUGGAGGCCAUGCUUCAGGGAAGAAGUCGGUUUGUGAAAAGCUCAGACACGAGAUUGGGGAGAUCCAAGGUGAGCUGAAUCUAGGUAUCCACCUCCUUGACAUGAAGGCGUACCAGGUUCUCGCCUACAAACCAGAUGUUGAUUUCGACGGGUUAAUUCAGCACAUCGACCAACUGGACAAGGAAGACGCAGAGUCCAUUGUUCUUGUCUACGGCAACUACGCCUUAUUCAACCAAGAACUCCGUGAAAUGGCCAAUGUCAAAGUGUUUGUUGACACUGAUGCGGACUCUCGCCUUGCUCAGUGGAUCCUACGAGAUGUAGCGCACGGUAACCUCGAACUGGCCGUAGUUCUCAAAGAGUAUUUGGACAAGGCACGUCCCGAAUACAUCAGAUACAUUCAACGCACGUCGGACUUUGCUGACGUUCUACUGCCCAAGGGUGCCAAUUCUUUGGGCGUGCCUUUGAUUGCCUCUUCGUUACUCGACCAGAUCAAGAGCCAGAGUUUGUCUAGCUCGUCCAAGUCUUUUUCCAAGUCCCUGGACAGUUUCGAUUUGCGCAAAGAGGUUUUUGAAGAGGACUUGCAAUACUAUGCGGCGAUUUAA